Messenger RNA from Cucurbita pepo subsp. pepo (vegetable marrow), 1306 nucleotides. Its product is annotated as histone-lysine N-methyltransferase ATXR6. NCBI's taxonomy places the organism in Eukaryota, Viridiplantae, Streptophyta, Magnoliopsida, Cucurbitales, Cucurbitaceae. Gene Ontology annotation, molecular function: protein binding. The record is from RefSeq and is a predicted model, not a curated record.
ACGAAAAAGCGCGCGCAAUGCCCUAAUUGGCUCUUCAAAUACCCAUUUCUAACACAAUCUCAACAUCCAGCCGAUUUCUCCUUCUCCCAAUCCGAAUCCAUCCAUCCGCCAAAAUGCUGCAGAAACGAAGAACUCUCGCUCUGAAACCCUCAAGCCGCCAUGAUUUUGCGUCAGAUCACGAGGAAUACGACGACGUUUCCUGUCAGAAAUGCGGCUCCGGCGACUCUCCGGCUGAGCUUCUUCUCUGCGACAAAUGUGAUAGAGGGUAUCAUCUCUUUUGUCUUUCGCCCAUCCUCGUUUCCGUCCCCAAGGGAUCGUGGUUCUGCCCGACUUGCUCCAACCACAAGAAGCUCCAAUCCUUCCCUCUUGUUCAAACUAAAAUUGUUGAUUUUUUCCGCAUCCAACGACCCGUUGACUCUCAAACGGACUUAAACCAAGAGAACCGAAAGAAACGAAGACGAACUGGUAGCUUAGUACUUAGUAAAAAGAGAAGAAAGCUCUUGCCAUUUAAGCCGACUGCAGAUACCGCGAGACGCUUGGAACAAAUGGCAUCACUGGCAACAGCAUUGACGGCUACAGGCACAGAUUUCAGUAACGAGCUUACAUAUAUGCGUGGCAUGGCACCAAGGUCUGCAAACUGCGCAUCUCUUGAGCACGGAGGAAUGCAGGUUCUUCCAAAAGAGGACGUUGAAACCUUAAACUUGUGCAAAAGUAUGAUGGAAAGAGGAGAAUGGCCUCCUCUUAUGGUUGUUUUUGAUCCUCGAGAAGGGUUUACUGUGGAGGCUGAUAGGUUUAUAAAGGACUGGACCAUAAUUACAGAAUAUACUGGUGAUGUUGAUUACUUGAGGAAUCGAGAACAUGAUGAUGGGGAUAGUAUGAUGACAUUACUGUCUGCGACUAACCGAUCUAAAAGCCUCGUCAUUUGUCCCGACAAACGUAGUAACAUUGCCCGUUUUAUUAAUGGAAUCAACAACCACACACCGGAUGGUAGGAAAAAGCAAAACCUUAAGUGUGUCAGGUUCAAUGUAAAUGGUGAAUGUAGAGUUCUACUGAUUGCAAACAGAGAUAUAUCUAAGGGUGAGAGAUUGUAUUAUGACUACAAUGGAUAUGAGCAUGAAUACCCCACUGAGCACUUCGUGUAACCCUUUACGUUGUAAAACCCACACAAUGUCUAUAGAUUAUAUAGACACAAGCUGAUCGAUGAAAGCCUAACUAAUUGUCUGGUUAGUUCUCUAAUCUUCAAAGUCCAAAACCACAUGUUAGUGCAAAUGUAAUUGUCCAAAAAUGUCAAGUGUUUCUUCUUUGA